Limulus polyphemus (Atlantic horseshoe crab) is the source of this 2829-nucleotide messenger RNA. RefSeq lists its product as uncharacterized. NCBI's taxonomy places the organism in Eukaryota, Metazoa, Arthropoda, Merostomata, Xiphosura, Limulidae. The record is from RefSeq and is a predicted model, not a curated record. The transcript has 16 exons. The annotation marks the transcript as partial.
ACAUUUCAUAUUGCUGCCGUCAUAUUUUUCCCAACUCUCUCCAUUUUGCCUUCGCUUGUCGUUCACAAGACUUCGAUAAACGUGCUACAGGGGUCCAAGACAACGAUGAGAGUGAUGAAUAUAUUUGAAUCUUCACCAUCCGUAUCAUCAGUCAACUCAGUUUAUCCGACGAGAACAGAACUUUGGAUUAUGGGAAAUUCUUCCAGUGUGUGGAGGCGACACCUAGAGGUUAUGAGAACCUAUUUAGAUAGACCACUGUGGGUGGAGAUAAAACACUGUAACCAGACUCAUAGCGACAUUGAUACACCCUUCGAGAUUAAGAUCAGGGAUACGAAGAACAGUGGAUGGAGGGAGUGCGACUUAAGAGAAGAAAAUAAAAUAAGAUUCAACGAUACAUUUGCAAUAGUUACGUCACCGGUUUUCCAAGGAACCACUUGUCUAACUCUGUACCUGAUGUCCCUGGAUUAUCACCAGGAUAAGCUAGAGCUGGAUAAGAAAAAUAUCAUCAUUAACAUUAAACCUCAUCGGGAAACUCAACAAUCAAGUUCUCCAGCUCCACGGAUAACUCCUUAUAAUACCAAAGAUAGGCCAAUAUAUUCUAACAUCUUUAAAGGCAUCCAAGCCUCAGAGCUUGCUGAAUUCUUCUAUGAAACCAAAAACUCUGAGAAGUUUGGUGUAGCAGUUCUGUCAGCAGCAGUCAGUUCACUAGGGAAGUGGGAGAUGAAAUUGCACGAGAAGUGGGAGAGCAUUGCCUCUAAAACAGGAGUAAGGGCAGAGUUUCCGAAGCUAAGCCUUCCAGGAGAAAUAGAUAUAUGUGACGAGAUGAAAAGAAACAAGGAUUUGAAAACCAUCCCGUUUCUUGUAGGGGUGCCACCUGAGUCCGAGGUGAGGUUUCGUAGCAACGUCGAAAUAACAGAGUUUCUAGUGUUCAUGUCUCGGAAGAAUAGUGGUUUGGUGUUCACAGCUUGGAGACCUCCAAAGGACCAGAACUCGACUCUUCUUACAGGAGUCGUUGCCUCAAAAUGCGAUCAGAUGUUUGGAGACAACACUUCAGUGAGUCAAUUCUUCAACAUCUUGUACCCUCUCGUUACUGACUCUUCUGGUCAAACCGUUCUCCUUGAACCCUUGACGAAGGACAUGUGUGGUGAACAUAACGACAGUUGUAACCAGUAUAAUUCAACUCUGCUUCAACCUAACGAUCCUCUUCUUCUGAACAAUGAUGACCUAACGACACGAAACUUUUCAGUUGAGAUCUAUGAAAGAAAUGUGACUGAAGUUCUGGUGAGAUGUGAUGGAACCACGAAUAGCUCUCUAUACAUCGACAGGUGUGGACAUUGCGUUGAAGGACUUAACAAAUCUGUAAGUCACGUUUGUGGAGAGUGUGGUGGCGCUAGUUGUCUGGGGUGUGAUGAGAAACCAAACAGUAGGUGGAGAUUAGAUAAUUGUGGUCAGUGUAAACCACCAGGGGAAGGUUGUCCGUUUUUCAUAUUGAAUAUCAACGUCAUUGAUAUCAGUGAGGAAUCCAGAUGCCGUGAUACCAAUUUGCAUGUAAGCAAUACCUAUCAAGUCACUUCGCUGAACUGUUCUCUACAGCUCGUGGAAGGUGUACAGGGAACGCCUCCCAUCCAUACGAGAACAAUGACGUCACCUGAUAAUUUAGAUUUCAUUUUGACUGAGUUCAUCAUAAUCUGGAGCUCCUCCCCUAAUACAACAGAGGGUGUGUACAAAAUGAGUUGUCUUGCUGUUCUGGAAGACAACUCGACUGUUCUUUUACAUAAUUCCGGCAUGAGUCCUGUAAGCGUUGUAAACCUCACAAAGUGGAAAGUCACUCCUAAAGGUCCAACAAGUUUCUUCGCUGGUGACAAAAAGAAGGUUCUGCUACAAGUAUUAGAAGACAGACCGGUUUUACCAAUCGCAUGUUUUGCAUCUCCUUCGACGGACACGUUUCCUGUCCACAAGAUAUCUGAGAAUGUCUAUCUUUGUGACCUGUCAGUUCUACAAAAGUGCACAACUAUUUUUAUUGGACUUGGUUUCAGUAAAAAUGUUGAGAAUACUUGCAACAAAUCAACAACAAUAACUGUUGAAAUCCGUGAGAGGGCGCCAAAAAUUAAACGUACCUACAUGAACGAGUACAUGCGUAAGGUGGUUGUGGAAACUGAUAAAGAACUAAAGUACUGGAGGCUGACUUGUAGGAAACUGUUCUCCAGUGACACAGUCUCAAAGUAUGAUCUACAAGAUGAGGACUGCAUGGUAAAACAGAAUGAGAUUCAUAUUUACAUCCCAGUUCAUGUCGACCUUCAUCCUCGUUCACUUCGGUUCACUUUUGGUGAAGAGAACAAGCUACAGGCUAUAUGUUCCUUUGAUUUAUCUGAUCAAAUGAAUGGAACUUUUACUGUGUCGAGAAAUCAGAUACCUCCGAAGUUUGAGCUUCUAGCUCCGGAUAGCUUCUGUUGCAACAUUGUAGACCUAAGGGUUGUAAACAUCAUGGGAGACGGAGGUGUAGGAUUUACCUUUACUUGGACUGUAACUAAAGGAUCCACUGGAACUGAUGAGUUGUUCCGACUGAAGGAAGACUUUCAUCUAUUUAAUAGAAGAUCCAUCAGAGUUCCGAUGAACUUGUUUCGACCAAACGAAACUUAUACUUUCACUGUCCGCGGAGCCUCUCAAACUGGACUGGAAUAUCUAAAGAACAAGACGGUGUGGAUGGAAAUGGUGAACCUAACAGCGACAAUUUAUGGCCCAGAAAAGGUGGAUUCUUUAAUAGACAACGUCUUUACAGCACAUAUUGACAUGAAUGACCAGUGGGCAGCAAACUGUCAAUCACUGAGU